AUGUCGAGAUCUCUGUCACCGUCGAUAUCACCGGCCCCACGACGCGGAAGCCCUCUGGCUCCUCAUAAAAGCGCGAAUCACGAGAGAACCCCAUCUCCUGGAAAGUUCGCCUAUUCUACUGGAAGAGGUGGUGCUGGAAAUAUCAAACAUGGCGACGAGCAUCCUCAUCCAACUGAAGGCAAACUUGGAGAGGGUGUUCCUACUAUCAAGCAGAAGGUGUAUACCACAGGUCGAGGUGGUAUGGGAAACAUGAGAGAAAACAAGGAUGAGAAAACUGCUAGGCUUGCUCAGGAUGUCGGUGAUGGUGCCUUUAAUAAUGAUGUUUUUACUGUCAAGAGUAAUUCUUCGAUUGGUAGAGGUGGUUAUGGUAAUGUGAAUGCUGCAAGAAACCAAGAGUCGUUACUUAGUAAGGCUAGAAAGUUGUUUAGAAAUUAG
This is a messenger RNA of Sugiyamaella lignohabitans, 435 nucleotides long. RefSeq lists its product as uncharacterized. The transcript has a single exon. The record is from RefSeq and is a predicted model, not a curated record. NCBI's taxonomy places the organism in Eukaryota, Fungi, Ascomycota, Dipodascomycetes, Dipodascales, Trichomonascaceae. Bases 1 to 435 code for a protein of 144 amino acids.